GGUGGGAGGACGGUUCAAGUUGAUACAGAAUACGCAAAUGAAACUGAAUAGUAUAAGGAAAAUUCCGGGCUUUCGAGUAUAAUGGGGGAAAGCAUGGUCUGGGAGGCCGCAAUCCAAGAUGGCCGACGUCACCACAUCACGUGAUGGUCGCCGCGGAAACGUAAGAGCGUUUACAUGUUCUGAUCGUUGGCGAAUUCAUCAGAGAUGAUGGCUGGACCUCAGAAAGAAAAUAAAGUCACGAGGGUUAAGACAGCAGAGAAGAAAGGUAGUCUUCAGAAAAAGGAAUCUACGAAGCAGGUUUCUGGUGACCAGCGGGUGACCAAGUCGCCAAGGUCUGUGAACGCCAUUAAAAAGGACACACCAGACAGAACAAAGGUGGGGAAACAAGGACCAGUUGGCGGCAAGGAAGCUGAGGGAAUAAGUGUUGAGGAAAACCAACCGGUAGGCGAUUUACCAACGGGUGUGAAUGCAAAGAGCGAUGACAACAAGGACAAAAGCCAAAGAACAAACACAUCAGACGCCAAGGUUGGAGGAGUAAAAGCUGUUGUUACGGAGCCAGAUUCCAAACAAGGCCAUGGCGGGGAGAAUACAGGAGAUAUAACACCACUGGUCAAAGUGGCGCCGAAUAAGAUCAAGCCUGUUGGGUCAGGAGAGGGGACACGAAAGACGACUGGGAACGUGACCCAGAAACAGAAGUCGCCUGGGCCAACGCAAAAGCCAAAAGUACAGAUACCGAGGACGGAUACUCAAAAUACCGGCCGUGACCCUAAGACUGGUACGCCUGGAGGUGUUACGCAGAAGGUUGGACCGAAAGCAACACAACCCACCAGCAGUGGAACGCUGAAACCCAGAGCUACGCAACAGAAACCUGGUGCAGGAUUGCAGAAAGUGGCAGCAGGACCAAAGAAACCUGCGGCUGAAACGAAGAGAGGUGCUGGCUCGGCCACAACAGCACCAAAAGGAACUAAAUUUACUGCGGUAUCUGGUAAAUCCACACCCCAAUCUGCAAAAAGGAUGGAAACCCCUACUACCGCGGUUGGAAGGAUGACCACUGGGGAAACACCGCCCGGGAAUAAAGUCAUGAAACCUGAGGAAAGCGAGAAGAGUCCACGGAACACAUCGGUGUCGUCCGAAACCUCUGUGGCUGAAAAUGAGGAGGACAGACGCGCAUCCAAGGUCAGUGUGGCUUCAUCUAAAGUCAGUGACACGUCCUUGAAAUUAGACCUGUCAAGCUCGAGUUCUGGUUUACCAAGUUUUCCUGGGAGUGCUGUUGGGGUGCGCACGCCGCAGAGCAGUGCAACUGGGAGCGUCAGUGACUCGGGAUACUACAAAGUGCCUGGCAUCGACAUUACAAUGUCGAGUGAUCAGGACAUAAAAGCGUCUGAACAAAAUGAAGCAGACGAUAAGGUUUUUAAGGAAAAUACCGCUGACGAAGCAGCUAACGACGACAAAAAGCAAGAUUCUCGUGACAGUGCUGUUGAAACCUGUGAGAAUUCUGUUGGUACUUCUGUUGAAAGCAGUGAUAAAGUGGACGAAAAAGCACCUGAUGGGGCUCAAGUCAAACAAGACCAUGGCAAGGUUGAGACCGAUACAAAUGAUAUGGCGAAGGUGGAAAGCGAUCAGGUUAAUGCUAACGUCAAUAGCACUGCCAAUACUAAUAUUCCUGAUGAUUUGAUGGCGGAUAAUUCAGCUAAACAGGUUAUUGCCGUCAGUGACGCGAAGGGUAAUUUGGUUGACGGGAAUAUACCAGUGAGAGAACCGGCCAAGCCUGCUGUUGUUGUGCCAGUUCAUGUGGUAGUUCCGAAUGAUGCUAAGGAAGAGACUGUGAUCAAGGAAGGCAAGGACACGGAGGAGGAAACUGUGAUUAAAGAGGGGAAGGAGACAAAGGGGAAGAGCAAGGAGAUCAGGGUUGUCAAGGAGGUCACAACAAAGGAGAGUAAGGAGACCAAAACGAAGAAGGACAAGAAAGAACCCGAUGCCGUUAAAGAUUCAAAACCGAAGGAUUCAAAGGAAUCUGACGUGAAGGAGUCAAAACCUAAGGAUUCAAAGGACAAAGAUGUGUCAUUGGCGAAUAAAAGGAAUUCUGUUACUGAUUUGAAGACUGAAAUUCAGGAGAUUAAAACGCCACGUGAGAAAAGUUGGAAGAAUUUAUUUUCACGUGACAGCGGGAAAGAAGCGCCGGGAAAAGCGGAGAAAGUGAAGAAAAAGGAAAAUAACAACAAGAAUCCGAAAGGUGAUAAGAGUCAGAAGAAGGACACUGCUGAUUCGGGUAAACCUGGUUUAGGGAAGGGGAAGGGGAAAUCUGCAUGGAGUAGGAUAACCACGAAGGAUUUAUUGGCUGGUGUCCACACAAACAACAUGGCCGGCGAGGGCAAACAAAAUGGAGUUGCGAUGACAAACAAUAAUGAACUAAGUCGCAAGGAAUCUAUGUCAGUAUUGACAGUGCCCAAUUCAAACAGUCUUGAUGACAGACAAGGGAAGCCGGACGCCAAGUCCUUGAGAUCGACUGGAAGUCGUCGUCUGUCCGUGACGUCUGCCCGCCGCGGGUCAAUGGAAUCGAGGAGGUCUGUUGACAUCCGUGGGGGCCUCCUAAACACAAUUGUUGUCAACCCGCCGGGAGAAGACAAGCCCAAGUCGUUGGUGGUCAGUGAUGAGUCGUAUAUCCAGUCGGCUAUACCCAUCCUUCCCUUGCCCGUUGCUAUUUUGUUAUUUCUGCUGAACAUUAUUAUUCCAGGAUUUGGUACUGUGAUGAGCGGCUUCGCUAUUUUCUGCUGCGGUAAAACAAGGGUGAACAGCAAGUCCGGUGACUUGAAGACGAUAACCUUCUGUGUGAAUGUCUGGGUCGGGAUGGCCCAACUUUUCACCGUCACGUUUUGCCUGGUUGGAUGGGCCUGGAGUAUCGGAUGGGGAAUUCGCAUGAUCGGACACUCAAUCCACCAUCGCCAAGAGGUGAAGGAACUCCGUGAAAAGACGUUACAGACGAUGGCUCUUAGUGCCUUCGCCGGAUCUCCCGUACGGAGAAUGAUGGGCUUCGCUUCUUAACGAAAAGGUCCAUGGAAGUGGAGCUUCCUGCAAGCUGUGUCAGUUGUUACGGAGUGUUAUGUUCAUGGUUCAUAUGUUAAUCCCAUUUCUUACCGUUAUCCUAAUUAUGAUAUUGUGUGAUAUUUCGAUGACGGUUGCGGACGUGGCACCCUAUGCAUUUCGACAAAAGCUGAUGCAUGAGCUGUAGGCCUAUAUGUGAGAUGAGAGCGAGGGUCAAGAUAAAUGUUCUAACGUUAGUGGUGCGCUACAGCUAAGAAUGUGAAAAUUCUCAGCGGGAAAAAGGCAGCCCGGUGUAAUGUUUUUGAGUGUUUCUAUUUUUGAGUGUUUCCCCUCAUUGUUUGGGAACGCUAAAAGAUAGAUUGACAAGUUUUUCUGUGUUUCCCCCUAUUGAAAAGUCAUGGUCUCUCUAGCUGCCUAUUGUUUGGAAACACUGACACAUGGGAAACAACCACAGAUGUUACA
Messenger RNA from Lineus longissimus, 3504 nucleotides. RefSeq names its product protein stum-like. The coding region runs from base 205 to 3042 and encodes 945 amino acids. The transcript is spliced from 4 exons. NCBI's taxonomy places the organism in Eukaryota, Metazoa, Nemertea, Pilidiophora, Heteronemertea, Lineidae. The record is from RefSeq and is a predicted model, not a curated record.